AAUCGAGCCAAAAACUUUUUUCGCUAUCGUCUGAGAUCCUUUUUUUCUACUCGAAAUCUGCAUCGAAACAUUCAAUCUCAUUCCCAAAUCUUCGAAUUUAGAUGGUAUGAGGAUUGAAUAUUGAGAGGAAAGGGCACCGGCGUGUGAAACUAGACUCAGAGAUGUGAUUCUCAGACAGGUUGAGUCGUCUGCGGAUUCUCUUAGCUUGUGAAGUUCAUGAGGUCGGAUUGAUCGUUAGGGUGCUGGGAUCGAAAAUGGAACAUUUUGCAGCAUGCAGGCAGGAAUUGGAGGAUAUUUUGAGCUGCUCUCCGUUUCUGUCGUGGUUUUUGGAGUGAUAAUAUGUCACAGUCCUGGAAGCGAAUGUUGCCUUAAACCCUAAACCCUGACAUUGUGUAAGGAGGUUCUGGCGGCAAGCGCUGUUAUGGAGAACAUUAGAGUGUUGGUUUGCAGCUCUAGCUUGCAAGCCUCGCCUUCGUCGUGCAGCCUGGUGGCGGGGGUGAAAUUUAUCCGAAGGUCACCUUCAAGUGUAUAUAGAGUUCACUGUGACAGGAGACGAUUGCAGGGUGUUUGUAUUUGGAACGAGCGGUCGCGGCUAGUUCUUGGUAGUCGUAGAGAGCAGCGCUGGAUUGCACAGGUGGUGAGAAUUUGUAGUGGUCCCGUGGGAAGGUCUGAUGCCGAUGAAUGCCGCGCAUUCAAAGUCGAAGAAGUUAGUUCUGGGCUAGAAAGUGAAGGAAUUACUUGUUGGGAGGAUUCUGCGAAGCGCGCGCUUCCGGAAUAUGAAACUGAUGCGGGGAGUAGUCUUGGGACGAAGCAGGGACUUGAACUGAAGAAGUUUUUGGCCGUGAACUGUGCACGGUUGCACGUAUUGGGGUGGCUGACAAUAGUAGCCUUAGGGAUUGGAGCAGGCACUGCUAGGGCGUCGGUACCAGGGGCCAAACUUUCCAGACGUUAUGUACCUCCAUGUUUUGCAAGCGUGUCCUCUGUGUCCUGCAAGAGUCAAGAUUCGAAGGAUCAAGGAGCUGCUGUGACACCUCAAGAUUCCUCUAAGGCUCAUGAUCAUACUCAAGCUAGUGAUGGUUCUCAGGAGUUGUUGCCAGCAAUCGCAGGUGCGGAGGCAAGUGACAGUGGCGUGGAAAUGAAGGAAGCGGAGAUUGUGAGGAAUGAGAAUGAUGAAGAUGAAGUUCAUGAUGAAGAACAUUUGGACGAGGGCGAGGAUGAAGACGAAGACGAUUAUGCAGAAUCGGAUAUGGGUGCGGGUAGCGACGACGAGGGCAUGAAUUAUCCCACAAUUGGGGAUUUGGAGGAUCUUGAUGAAUUAGGUGAACUGGCCAGUGGUGCUGCGGCUGCAGAAUUACUCUCUGGCAGUGGAGAAAUUGAAUCUGCGGAGGCUGAAGGGGACAGGGAACCAGGCGGGGACACGGAAGAUGAAGAACUCAAGAAGGCAUUUGAGGAGUGGAAGGCGAAGCCUUAUGCUUUGACAGUGCCCCUUCGGAUUGUGGGCCUGCGAGGUUCAGUUCCCCCUGCCUGGCUCAAGGAGUUUCUAAUGAGUCAGGGAAAGAAUGCGAAGUUGUCAGCGGAGUUUAAAGGAAGUUUGAGUGACAUUCUUGCCGAACUUGCUGUAUCGAUGGAAAACAGUCAAAUCACACCUAAAUCUGCCAUGGCGGCUGACCUCGUGACUGUUGGUGACUCUUGGUUGGCUACGGCAGUACAAGGAGGGUUGCUAGAUCCUAUUAGGAACGCUGAACAGUUUGAUUGGUUCAACCGAUUGCAUCCUAAGUGGCAGAACUUUAUCAGGAGAGACCCCGAAGGUAUUAUUAACCCUCAGGGUUUAGUAUGGGGAGUUCCCUAUAGGUGGGGAAGUCUUGUUUUUGCCUUCAAGAAGGAUAAGUUGGAAAGGAAUGGCAUCUCCCCUAUCAGGGAUUGGAAAGACCUUUUCCAGCCACAACUUGCCGGGAGGAUAGCAAUGGUCGACUCUCCACGCGAGGUAGUUGGUGCUGUUCUCAAGUCUUUAGGGGCUUCGUACAAUACCAAUGAUUUUGAUGCAGAUGUUCCAGGAGGCAGAGAGGCUGUAAAAGAGCGUUUUCUUGCUUUGCAGAAGCAGGUUCGUCUGUUUGAUGACAACGACUACCUGAAGGCAAUGAGUGCCGGAGAUGUUUGGGUAGCAGUUGGGUGGUCAAGUGAUAUCAUCCCAUAUUCAAAGCGUGCUUCAAACAUCAGUGUUUAUGCUCCAGAAUCAGGAACAAGCCUAUGGGCAGACCUCUGGGCAAUUCCAGCAACAACUACAUUCGAAAAAGCAGAGAACGUAGGGGGUCGUGUUCGAGGUCCAUCUCCUUUGGUCUUUCAAUGGCUUGAUUUUUGCUUGCAACCUGCAAGAGCCACGACGUUUGCAAAUGAUGUGUUCGUUGGUGCCUCUCCUCUCACUUGGUCUGAGAAAAGUGAAACGGAGAUUUCGGAGAAUACCUUUCUUGAGACAGGCGCUUCGCAAUCAGGGAAAAAGCCGAAAACAGUGGUGACCUUGGACUCAAAUAUAGUUCAAGGCAUGCCUCCGGACGAAAUUGUCGCUAAAAGUGAGUUCCUGGAGCCAUUAAGUGACAAAGCUCUAUCUGAUUAUCAGUGGUUGUUGUCCGCGUCUGUGGACGUGGAGGGAUGGCCAAGUACUUUUAAUGAGUACUUGAAAGGAAUUGCUUUGAGUCUAAUGCAGUGGAGAAAUUCCGAUGGUUCUAGGAGUUGAUCGCGAUAGAGUUUUGACUACAAUACCUUUGAAUGGCUGCAGUUGGCCUUCUAAGUGAAGCUUAAUGUCGUAACUUCUCGUUUGUUUUGAACCUUCGUGGCAAUCGUAGGUGAUUAGUUUUGCAGGGAUGGGGAUGGGAGAAAUCGAAUUGCCAGGUAUCACACAAUGUUGAUGUGAUUUUUUGUCUCAAUAUGGAUUGAUUUUGCAUUACAGUCUAAAACAACUUUGGCGUGUC
Physcomitrium patens is the source of this 2966-nucleotide messenger RNA. RefSeq lists its product as uncharacterized. Gene Ontology annotation, biological process: polyamine transport. Gene Ontology annotation, molecular function: polyamine binding. Gene Ontology annotation, cellular component: periplasmic space. The record is from RefSeq and is a predicted model, not a curated record. NCBI's taxonomy places the organism in Eukaryota, Viridiplantae, Streptophyta, Bryopsida, Funariales, Funariaceae.